GGAAAAGACCGAAUUAGAGACCAGGAAGUGUUGACGCGGUUUACAUCUGUCGGUCAUUCGAAGAAACAGUUACAAACAUUUGAACUCCAAAGGACGAAGUGCAAUUGUUCCUUUUACGUGGGAUAAGUUAAACCGCCGAACAGUGGAACCAUGGGGUUGGCUGAUCAAAAUAGUACGGAGCCACGAGAAGGAGAGUCUUCACAAGAUGUUGAUAAAGUUAAAUCUCUGCAGUCUCAAGUGGAUGGGGUCAAAGAUAUUAUGACCCAGAAUGUAGAUCGGAUCUUGGCCCGUGGAGAAAGACUGGAUGAUCUGAUGGGCAAAUCUGAAGACCUGCAAGCUGGGGCCCAGAACUUCAGGCACACCUCUCAGAAGGUUGCCCGCGCUUACUGGUGGAAGAACGUGAAGCUGAUUGUGCUUAUUGUUGUGAUAGUCCUUAUCAUUGUACUGAUUAUCAUAUUCCUUGCUACUGGUGUGAUCCCAACCGGUUCACCUGCACCCAAACCUCCCACUCUGGUACCACCACAGUAGGUUUUCUAUCAUUAACAAACACUCUCAUAUACACAUACGGAAAUAUGCAACCAUGUCCACACACCAGCACAAGUCAUUAACUUUAGGGUCACACACACACACCUUUUAUUUGCACAUUUAGCUCAUAUACCUUCAUAUCUUAUGGUAUUAAACCACCUCAAAAGGAGUAGCUUCCAUAAUGACAGCUUCGAAACCUGGUAGUGGAGGAUAGUCUAUAGACGCAAUGCUGUCUAUUUUCAUACUUCUCUCCUCCUGAAAGAUCAUUCUAGUCGCCACCUUAGUUGUCUUUAUGGUUCUCUAAAGUCUGAUAAAAUGCCACAGCUAUAUACAAAAACUUCCUAUAUUAUUUAUAAUGAAGGUUCCCUUGAAAUAGUCAUUUACUGGCAUUGGUUCGGCGAAGGUAAUGGGUGAAAGUUCUAUCGAUUGAAUUAUGAAGUAUAUUUAAGACUGUUAGAUUCGAUUUCAUAAGAUGUUACUUGUAAUUAUGGAAUACUUUUAGAUCUUCAAGCGCCUCUAUUUUGUAUUUAAUGGGUCACUAUCUUAGUGCUUUUGCCCACAGUUAUGUUAUUUGUUAAAGGUCAAACAAGAAUGUGUUCUUAUAACUGUUGCAUUACCCAAAAAACACCAUUUCUUUGAGAACGAUAUAACGUAUACAAUAAUGUUCAGGGUCAUUUUCCUGUCUUUAAAUCUUUGAAAAUAGGCAAUGCCCCAAACUUCAAAACAAACAGAUUUUUAUCCUAUAGAAUUAAUGAAUAUUUUUAAUGGAACAAGGGCACCUGAACAAGGUCACACAGAUAGGAAUAAUGGAUAUUUUGUGUAUCCUCACAUCACUGCAUUGAGUUUUGCAUGCACUGUACCACAUGCAGUCAGUACUGUAAUCAGAAUUUAGUGCAUCAAAAGUUUGGCCUUGCACUGUUCAAACCCUUGACAUGUAACUAACCUGGUUUUGAGAAAGGACGAAUGUUUUAGAGCCUGUACUGUAAUUUUUCGCUUCUCUGAAUGUUCUUGUUUGCUGGGUAGCUUUAUGCACUUUGCUUCGGAGAGGUCUACGUGUAGUUCGAAUGACUUGAUGGUGUUAAAUGUUUGUAAACCUGAAUCUUACGAUGUAUCUCAUGUUGCUUCCAUUAACAUCUUACUGUCUGUAAAAUUACGUUUUUUUAAGCAUUUUUAUGUUAUUCACCCUCAUUAAUAUAAACAGUUUUCGAUCAAGACGUAAGAUUUUUUUUUAAAAAUCAUCUACUAGUAAUAAAAAAGUGCCUUGGAUUUGAGUCUUACUAGCAUAAACAAAUAUCUGGGAAAUGUGAUAUUUUGUAAAUAAAAUGAUCUCAGCAAAAGUGA
Molecule: messenger RNA, 1866 nt
Organism: Puntigrus tetrazona (Sumatra barb)
Lineage: Eukaryota; Metazoa; Chordata; Actinopteri; Cypriniformes; Cyprinidae
Gene: vamp8
Product: vesicle-associated membrane protein 8 (endobrevin)
Exons: 3
Coding region: 151-528 (125 amino acids)
Biological process (GO): SNARE complex assembly; vesicle-mediated transport; vesicle fusion
Cellular component (GO): SNARE complex; plasma membrane
Molecular function (GO): syntaxin binding; SNAP receptor activity
Source: RefSeq, a predicted model, not a curated record